AUGUGGCCGUUAGCGCCACUGGUGAUUCGGUUGGCUGCCGUCUCACUGGUGGCGCUUGCUCUCGCCGAUGGCGGUUCUGGUAGUCGUGCCUUGGCUACGGUGAAAACGCCGAGGCGUACAACCGUUAUGCCAAUAAGGAACACGGCAGCCAGUCAAAGGAAAGAACGCCGACGCAAUCGACGCCGAACUACAACUAAAACUACUACAACUACUACUACUGAAAUGUAUGAUGACGACGAUGAGCACACCACCCCCGUCAUUACUACCACUGUCGACCCGCGCUCCUUCGAUCAUACUGAAAUGGGCAGCUGCGAAGUACCCCUGGGCAUGGAAAAUGGCAUGAUAUCAAAUGAGUCCCUCGCUGCCAGUUCAAGCUACGAUCAAAGCGUAUCUCCACUAAGCUCGAGGAUAAGAACCGAAAUACGAGGUGGUGCGUGGUGCCCUAAUGGGCUUAUAUCGACCCGCAGUCGUCAGUUUCUGGAAUUAGACCUCCAUGCUGAAUACAUGAUCACGGCUACCGAGUCUCAAGGUAGAUUCGCCAACUCUAUAGGAGUGGAGUUUGUAGAGAGUUACGCCGUGGAGUACUGGCGCGACGCCCUAAAGCGCUGGGUAAAAUAUAAGGAUUUCAACGGCAACCGACAAUUACCUGGAAAUGUCAAUACUUACACGCCACGGAAAACUGCUUUAGAAGCUCCGUUUGUUGCAUCUAAAGUUCGAUUUUACCCAUACGCUUCACACCCUAGGACUGCCUGCAUGAGAGUCGAGAUUUACGGCUGCCGCUGGAAACAGGCUCUUAUUGCGUACUCCGCACCGAAAGGUGGAGAUAUGCAGUCGAUGACAGGCGGUGCACGUUUCGAAGAUCUCUCUUAUGAUGGUGUUAUACGUAAUGGCCGAAUGAUAGAUGGCCUAGGCCAAUUGACCGACUCAUUUAGCGGACCCAACGAUUUUGAAUUACCCGAUCCACUGGAUACACAAGGCACUCGAUGGGUUGGUUGGAAUAAAACUAUGAUGGUGGACGAUGAAGUGAAAAUAACAUUUAACUUCAGCGAUACUAGAUUAUUCCAUUAUGUGGAUAUUCAUACAAAUAACAUGUUUACGAAAGACGUACAGCUGUUCAAAGAAGCCGAAGUAUAUUUCUCCCUCGAAGGAGAACGUUGGCAAGAGGACUAUAUUUCGAACGAACCGAAGCAAGAUAGAGUCUCAGAACACGCUCGGAUAAUUCACAUUGACCUGGAGAACCGCACAGCAAAACACAUUAUGUUCAAGCUGAAGUUUCAACACGAAUGGAUACUACUCAGUGAGGUUACCUUCACUUCAGUUCCGACAGUUGUGAAUUCCUCUGUUGAAUUUCUGGAAGAGUACUACCGUUCUGACAAUUCACCUUCAUCACGGAAGAAAAGAAACUCGUCGUUCACAAUUUCUGUGGGUUGGACGUGCGGUGCGGUGGUCGGUGGGGGCUUGUUGAUAGCGAUUAUAGCUGUUCUACUAACGAAGAGAACUAGGCGGAUGCUAGUUAAUUUGUUGAAAAAACCUUUCUGUCCGACGAUAAGAAACUCUAAUGCAAGGAACAACCGAAGGGCGCCGAGGCUCGCUUUAGCUCUCGCGAACUGUCCUCCCAUACACAUGCUACGUCCGGCGGUCGUCGAUGAAGAUUACAGGGAGCCCUACAACAUAUGGAGGGAGACUCUCGGUCGUCGUGAGAAACUCAACAUGCAUGAUCAAAACGAGUACAAUGAGAUUUGCGAAGACCCGGAAUUCCCGCGGCCCUACAUGAUGAAACGACCGGACCCUCACGAAAGCUUCUACGCGGCUACGGAUAUAAUCCAUCAUACGUAUCCCGAUGAACGAACAUACAGGCGUGAACGACCACCCCCUGGACUGUUCACCUCGAUUAAGCUACCAGAAGCAGAGCCCCCGAAUGGAGUCGCACCCUUGUUAGAUUUUCCACGAGGUCGUAUGAGACCUGUAACCUUUCUUGGUGAAGGUCCCCAUGGCACUCUCCAGAUUUGCGAGACGGAUGGUAUCGACGAACUGAGCGACGAGGAAUUGCCCACUGGCAAUCGCCGCCGUCUUGUUGUGGUGAAGACUUUGUGGCGCGGGUGCCAUAGCGAUGUCAAGGCGGCGUUUGCCCGCGAAGCCACAUGGGGGGCUGGCCUGAAGCAUCCACAACUCGCACGCGUGCUUGGAUUGAGCCUGCUAGAACCUCCAUGCGCGGCACUCGACCGCGGGGACGCUAUACCAUUACCGACGAUUCUGAAGAUGGAACGCAGAUUGAGCUAUGCGAGUUUAAUCCGCGUAUGCUGCCAGAUUGCAAGCGGCAUGAAGUACCUGGAAUCGUUCGAGUUGGUACACCGAGACCUCGCAGCAAGAAACGUAACAGUAAGCGACGGUCUCCGCAUUAAAGUGGCAGACUACGCCAUGUUCUGCGAAGAAUUUAUUGGCGACUACCACAUAAUGGCUGAUGGAUCGCGCAUACCGUUACGUUGGAUGGCUUGGGAAAGUUUACUGAUGGGCAUCUACUCACCAGCUAGUGAUGUUUGGUCAUUUGGGGUAACAGUAUGGGAGGUGCUUACUUACUGCUUAGCAAAACCGUUCGAGGAAAUGAACGACGAUCAGGUGGUGACUAACGCUAGUGAUUGGCGCUAUGGAGCCCGUGGCGCUCGCGUGCCGGCAGCGCCGUUACCACGCUGCCGCCGCGAGCUCUACGAUCUGAUGCACGAAUGCUGGCGACGUGAGCCGAUUCAACGGCCACGCUUCCACGACCUGCACAGAUUCCUCGAUCGUAUGACUCAUGGCUACAAACCUCCUACACAUCGUUAA
Molecule: messenger RNA, 2820 nt
Organism: Vanessa atalanta (red admiral)
Lineage: Eukaryota; Metazoa; Arthropoda; Insecta; Lepidoptera; Nymphalidae
Product: discoidin domain-containing receptor 2-like
Exons: 17
Coding region: 1-2820 (939 amino acids)
Biological process (GO): multicellular organism development; cell surface receptor protein tyrosine kinase signaling pathway; positive regulation of kinase activity
Cellular component (GO): signaling receptor complex
Molecular function (GO): collagen binding; ATP binding; protein tyrosine kinase collagen receptor activity
Source: RefSeq, a predicted model, not a curated record